UCGACGACACCACAAUCCGAGAUGGCCGACAAACCUACAACGAAGAAGUUCGGCAAGGGCGAGCGGUCGAUACCGCACGCGUCUCAGAAGGCUAGCAAGUACUAUCCUGCUGAGGACGUCGCUGUCCCGAGGAAGGCUCGCAAGUCCAUUCGCCCGACCAAGGUUCGCCCGUCUCUCCAGCCCGGCACCGUCGUCAUCCUCCUCGCUGGUCGCUUCCGCGGUAAGCGUGUCGUCCUCCUCAAACACCUCGACCAGGGCGUUCUCCUUGUCACCGGCCCGUUCAAAAUCAAUGGCGUCCCCCUGCGAAGGGUAAACGCCCGAUAUGUUAUCGCGACAUCGACUAAGGUGGACUUGAGCGGUGUGGAUGAUGGUGUCAUGAAGAAGGCGAGCGAGGCAGGCUUCUUCACCAAGGACAAGCCGACCAAGAAGCCGGGAGAAGAUGCUUUCUUCAAGCAGGGCGAGAAGCCUGAGAAGAAAGAGACCUCGAAGGACCGCGUGGAGGACCAGAAGGCCGUUGACAAGGCGCUCAUCGCCAACAUCAAGAAGGAGGCUCACCUACUCGACUACCUCAGCGCCAGCUUCAGCCUCCGCAAGUCGGACAGGCCACACACGAUGGUCUUCUAGAUGGGGGAUAGACGGGCAUUUGGCGUUCAGUGCAUGGGAUGAAGGACGACUCCGGCACGCCGCAGCCGAAAUAGCAGGCACUUCUUUUCAUGGAGGGUCCGAUUUGCAUUUUCUUCUACGACCUUGUAACAGGCAAGCGAAUUCGAAACGGUCCAAAAGUGAAUGUCCGGCACGGUGCUUGCUGUGAUGUCAUGCCGACGGCAACAAUGACUCAAUAUUCAGGCAUGCCAGGAAAGCUGAUCACCUGUAAUAGACCUGAUAUUCCUCCAAAUACUUGUGCCGCGACUACGGCAGAACGAAUGAGAUGUGAGGGUAUCAUAGAAAAUAUCACUCAGAAAGAAUCAGCCGGACCGCGCGCCCAGGCCUAUCAUACCCCCCACACUGUGAAGAUAUUCCCUCCAGCACCGUUCAUUUC
Trematosphaeria pertusa is the source of this 1039-nucleotide messenger RNA. Its product is annotated as 60S ribosomal protein L6-B. Gene Ontology annotation, cellular component: ribosome; cytosolic large ribosomal subunit. Bases 22 to 624 code for a protein of 200 amino acids. Gene Ontology annotation, molecular function: structural constituent of ribosome; RNA binding. NCBI's taxonomy places the organism in Eukaryota, Fungi, Ascomycota, Dothideomycetes, Pleosporales, Trematosphaeriaceae. Gene Ontology annotation, biological process: ribosomal large subunit assembly; cytoplasmic translation. The transcript is spliced from 3 exons. The record is from RefSeq and is a predicted model, not a curated record.